Molecule: messenger RNA, 1038 nt
Organism: Dunckerocampus dactyliophorus (ringed pipefish)
Lineage: Eukaryota; Metazoa; Chordata; Actinopteri; Syngnathiformes; Syngnathidae
Gene: sprb
Product: sepiapterin reductase b
Exons: 4
Coding region: 64-834 (256 amino acids)
Biological process (GO): tetrahydrobiopterin biosynthetic process
Molecular function (GO): sepiapterin reductase (NADP+) activity
Source: RefSeq, a predicted model, not a curated record
UGGUCCUGCUCCCUCAUUUCGCAUUGCUUCCUCUUUCCUGUCAAUUCAACAACAUUGGGAGACAUGUCUGAAGUCCUUCAUGCAAGCACCAGCACUUUAGGACGGUGUAUGUGCAUCAUCACUGGAGCCUCCAAGGGAUUCGGACGGGCACUGGCGCACCUUGUGUCACAGCAUCUCAAGCUCGGUUCCGUCCUGCUGCUGGUGGCUCGCUCCAAGUCGUUGCUCCAGGAGCUGAAGGAAGAAAUGCACAGCCUGAAAGAAGGCCAGGACCUAACAGUUCAUUGUGUAUCAGUCGACCUGAGCACCAAAGAAGGUGUGAAGGACACGGUGGACAUGGCAAGACAGCAUAAAGAGAAUGAAAUAGAUCAUGUGCUUCUUGUCAACAACGCUGCCUCUUUGGGUGACAUCUCCCCGUUUGAGAGCUUCACUGACCUCGACCAGGUGAACUCCUACCUGGCCCUCAACGUUAGCUCCACGCUGGUGCUGACCGCAGGCGUCUUGCAGGCAUUUCCGCCCAUAUCGGGCCUGCGGUGGAGCGUGGUCAACUGCUCCUCGACGUUUGCACUGCAGGCGCUGCCUUCCUGGGUGCUGUACUGCAGUGCCAAAGCAGCCAGGGAGAUGAUGUUCAGGGUGCUGGCGGCUGAGAAUCCCAGUGUCAAAGUGCUCAGCUACUCACCAGGUCCAAUGGACACAGAGAUGCAGGAGACUAUUCGGAGGUUGACAGGCGUCCAGUAUCAUCUGAAUCCGUGCAGGGAAUCCGCAACAAAACUGAUGAAGGUUCUUUUGGACAAUGACUUUGCCUCGGGGGCACACCUCGACUUCUUUCAGUUGUGAUCUCAAUAUGAUGUUUAAAUACAUUCUGGUGGGGGGCAAUAUGAUUUGUUUUCACGGGGCCCAGAAUCCCUGAUGGUACCCUUAAUGGCAACUCGCUAUGGCUCUAUGUGAUCAGUUAUCCAUUAGUAAAAUCGAGUACUGUACUUCUCGGCACUAUUUCUAGCAACUGCUCAGGUACAUCUUCUGAGGUAAACAUAUUCCCAA